GUGGCAAACCCGGGGUUAUCGGUCGUUAAGCUUUUGAUAUCGCCAGGCACAAUCUUACUGACCUGGAUUUUCUCAAGUAUCCAUUUUCUUUUGACCGUGCAGCCGUAUCUAUUUCUGCGCGGUCAUUGAGGUCCCGGCCUGAAAACGGCCCAGAGGUCUAGCCCUUUCUUCCAUCAUGCCAGGACUGCCUGAUAGAAUGGGCCAGGAGUCGCAUGUUGUGAUUCCUGUAUGGGGACAGCAGAGGGAGUCUCGGGAAAAUCAUGAUUUCAGCUCGACAACAAGCGGAGCGUCGGCAGAGACACAGCACGCAAUCCCCCAGUGGGAUAACGGAUUACAAAUGGUACCUGGGAUCCAGGGCGUUCGGCGGACGAGUCCCAUGAGCCGUUCCCCAGACAGCUUCGAGUCGCUGGCCGAUUCCGUGAGUGACGAUGACUCAGAACGGUCCUCGACACCUAUCACGCCGAACUCUUCGACAGAAAGCCUAGUUCCUGCCGGCGAACCCUCUAAACCAGCUUCCUCAGAGAUGGACACAACACUGGACAGUCAGCUAGAAGGAAAGCAGGUAGAUACAAAUGCAAUCCCAGAGACACUACGGCCCGCUCCCGAAGUACCGCCGCCUGUUCUCAGGCGGUUGCUGGACUUCUCCCCCCCAGAAUCCCGCCGCUCGCUACGAUUGACCUGCAAAACCUGGUCCCGGACUGUCGACAAGGUUGUGCCGCUUAACCCACCAGCUGCCAACAUUGUCCCCCCUGAGAUCCUCUUCCAGAUUUAUUCGAUGCUCAGUCCGCGGGACUUCGAUAAUGCCCGGCACACGUGCUCGCAAUGGAUGCGUGUUAGUCUUGAUAAGGAUCUGUUGGAAGGCAUGCUCAAGAAAGCAGGCUGGUGGGACGCAUGGCAGCGGGACUGCCUGGCGCGCUCACUCAAUGCUACCAAGGAGAGUCAUGUCUGGAGGCUAAGCAAGAGAUUCUCCACUGAAUGCCUGCUGUCUGGCCGAAAGGCCAAUGUGGAGCGGUCUGGUUUCCUGACGACUGGAAUCGUCGACUUCUCUCACCUCGCCAGAGAAUCACUUCCUACGGAGUCCCCUGCAUUCAUGAAGAACGUCCUCGCUGGUCCUUACACGGCUCCUCGGAUCACGGCUGCAGUGCGUGACCCGGCAUUUUCACGCACUCCCAGGUUCAGCGCUAGCAAGUGUGGCCGCUAUUUGCUGGUGACCACGGGAUGUAUGAUCUACGUUUACCAUCUUUGCAGUCGGAAGACUGGGGACAACUGGCCCAGGGCAGAAAGAUCGACGGAUCAAGAACGACCUAAUCUCGAUGACAAAGAUCUUGAUAUCAUGCCUAUUUCCAGCAUUGGCUGUCCCUAUGAGGUUUUGUCGGCUGCGAUCGAUACGAGUAACUCCAAGUUGGUCGUCGCAGCUUUGCUGCGCGGUCGGAUGGGAAUGGUCUGUGAUAUCAAGCGUGUGUCCAGUCAGUCUCCCUCGGAGGCCCAAGGUCCCAGUCUUGCUGAGGUACAGGAGGCGAUCGCAUCGAACCAGCCUCUCCGUAAGAUGGUACGCCUCUCUCGUACCCCUCGCCAUUAUUACCAUGACAUCUGCUCCGCUGAAGACCCACCAAGAAGCGUGUCAAUCUGCCCUGGUCGACGCUGUAUCGCAUUUGGUUGUGGCUCCGGCAUUGAAUUGCAUUGGGUGGAUCAGAAGACCAAUGUAGAUUCUCGCAAACUAUUCCCAAUGUCGCAGCCGGCCGAAGUCGUGCACUUCUUGUCGAAUCCUUCGGUCAACACGCCUGCACAGAUCAGACUGAUCUCUUCUCUGGCUGGUCCCGGCGCUUCUGGGUGCCAGUGCUACAACUCCCCUGAUGGCGAAGAGCACCCUUGCCAGUUCCACCUCUCCUCUGGUGUGCGUUCGUUCACUCAUUGGACUCCAAGGAAGAAUGGCAGUCUCAGUCUCGUGAAGGCGACUCACUGCCAUCACUAUCGAGCCAUCCCGGUCAAUGACGGAUUGCACCUGUUGUUCAUCGAACCGACCACGGGUUUCCUCUGCAUUGGAUCAGAUGCUCCUAUCGGUGGCCCCACGAGCCUGACGCGGGCACUGAUCUGUGUUCCGCCAUUCGAAGGAGGCACUGCUGAUAACUGGAAGGAGGAUCGCGUGCCGACUGUCUUCGCGUCUGGCUCUGAUCUGAGCUGGGGCUUGCGCAUUGUCGCGGCAUACCAGGACAAGAUUGUCCUGUACUCGGUCCCAUCGGACGUCCUCAACGUAAUCCAGAGGGAACGCAGACUUCAGGGCGAGGGCGUCAUGGGAGACAGCGACCUGGCAAGGGACUGGUUCCUCGACUCUGAGCGCAACAGCCAGCGCCGGGGCAGUCUCGCCCAGAACCAGAACGGCGACUGGGAGUUCCUCCUCAAGGUCAGCUACCGACCUACGGCAAUGAUGUGGCCCUUGAAGAUCUACGGCAAGGAGAUUGGCAGGAUGACCAAGGUGGUCGACUUCGCGAUCCAGACAUCGAAUGGUGGCGCCCGAGUCUGGGCCUUUGGCGCAUCGGGCGAGGCGCGCAUUUUUGACAUCGACACCUGCACCUCCAAAAACAUCUCGGCGCUAGACAUCGGCGUCAGGUCACUGUCGGUCGGCCCCGAUGGCAGUAUCGCGUCUGCAAAGCUGAUGGGCCGAGCGGAGUCUGGUCUCCUUUCGCCGCUGCCUGUCCGAGCGACUCGGAAGCGCAAGCAGCUCAGCCAGCCAGCUCCCUUCGACCGAGAAAUCUUGACAGCUCAAUAUCCACCGCGUGUCAAGAAGAUCUUGGACGUGGUUGAAAAUUCAGUCUUCCCGAAGAACCCCAGCAGCAGCCCGGUGUCGAACGGGCCUGCCAAGAGGCGCCGGCCGUCUUUCGCUGCUUGUAUCGUUGACUUGAAGAUUCCAGACCUAGGCCCUAAUGAAGGAAACUGGCUGGACAACGCCAGCAAGGCCGAGGGUGAGAACAGUCCACCGCAGGGCUCUGAUGGAUCAGAGUUCCAUGACUUUGCGACGUACGAUCCCCAGGAUCUGCGCAAGGCUUUCCUGUCCACUCCAGCAGCCGGUCUGCAUCGCACUGGAACACCCGGGAAAAUGCUCAUCAACCCCGUAAUGUAUAACGAGGGAUACUCCGCAUGGAGCAAGUACUAGGACAUUUCUAUUCUGUUGUAUAUCGGUUUUGCCAGUUGCAGCGCUGGCGGGUCUCUGGUUCCACAGUCCACUUAACAUUUUCAUG
Molecule: messenger RNA, 3236 nt
Organism: Paecilomyces variotii
Lineage: Eukaryota; Fungi; Ascomycota; Eurotiomycetes; Eurotiales; Thermoascaceae
Product: F-box domain protein
Exons: 1
Coding region: 176-3151 (991 amino acids)
Molecular function (GO): protein binding
Source: RefSeq, a predicted model, not a curated record